AUGGGUGGCUGCUUCUGCAUCCCCGGGGAGCGGAGUCUGUCCUGGGGCCCAGGUAAAGAAGGUCCUUCCGAGGAUCCAACCAUAUCCAGUGAGUGUAUAUCUUCAUCUGAGUCUCGGGGAAAAUGUUUCCUGCCACAGAACAUGACACCAGAUCUGACGCUGACCUUCUGUGUGAAGAGCCGCUCCAGGAGGUGUGUCAACGGAGCCCUGCAGGAAGCUGCGCGCAGGCGGCUCUGGACGCUGGAGAACGAGGACCAGGACGCGAGGGCACUGUUUAAGGACCUCUCUGCCAGGCUGGUGAAUAUCCAGUCCCAGAGGGCCCAGUUCCUGAUCACCUUCAAGACCAUGGAGGAAAUUUGGAAGUUCUCUACCUACCUGGAUUUAGGUUAUGUGUCCACAUGUCUGGAGCACCUCCUUUUUGACCACAAGUACUGGCUUAACUGCAGAUUGGUGGAGGACACGGAGAUCCAAGUGUCUGUAGAUGACAAACACCUGGAAACCAUGUACCUCGGUCUCUUAAUACAGGAAGGUCACUUCUUCUGCAGAGCCAUGUGCUCUGUGGCUCAGCCAGCUGAGAAGGAAGGGGAGUGUUUGGAACUUUGCAAGAACGAGUUAAUCUCCGUGAAGAUCUCAGAAGGGGAAUCUGAGUGGGAAGGCGUGUCAUUAGUGACUGGCCAGCGGGGCUUGGUUCCGGUGUCAGCCCUGGAGCCCUUGCCUGUCCCUUUCCAUCAAUGGUUCCUAAAGAAUUAUCCAGGAAGCUGUGGCCUUUCCAGGAAGAGGGAUUGGACAGGUUCCUAUCAGAUCGGCAGAGGAAGAUGUAAGGCCUCCAAGGAUUAUGAGCAGGAAGAAAAGGAUGAACUGAGUUUCUGCCAGGGAGAAAGCAUCGAGAUCAUUGGCUUUGUCAUCCCCGGACUCCAGUGGUUUAUUGGGAAGUCAGUUUUCUCAGGAGCAGUGGGCUUUGUCCCCACCAGGAACAUAGAUCCUGAUUCCUACUGUCCAAUGAGCAGGAACUCUGCCUUUUACAGUGAUGAGGAGAGAUGCUCUCUGUGGGCCCUGGGGAGUGACAGAAAAGCAGACUGUGCCAGCUUCCUCCGCACCCUGGCUCACACGGACAUUGCAUCUGUCUACCGUCUGAGUGGCUUUGAAUCCAUCCAGAAUCUUCCAAAUGACCUGAGCGCAACCCAGCCCGAAGGCUUCAAGGAGGCCAGGCCUGGCACAGCCAGGAAGGAGCAUCAGGCUGUGGGCUCCAGAUGGUCCAGCAGCUCUGAGAACUCCAGCCUGGAGGAGGAGCUCCUUUCAGCUGCCUCAGACAGCUAUCACCUGCCGGAUCCCGAUGACCUUGAUGACCCAGAACUGUUCAUGGACCUAAACACUGGUCAGGAUGAGGAGGAAGCAGAGAAUUUCGCCCCCCUAUUGGGUUUUCUGGAUCAUGAGGGUUACACUGACCAUUUCAAGAGCCUCUAUGAUUUCUCCUUCUCUUUCCUCACCACUUCUCCCUUUUACUGCUUCUCUGAGGAGGAUGAACUUAUGGCCUACCUGGAAGCCUCAAGGAAGUGGGCCAAGAGGAGCCACAUGACCUGGGCCCAUGCACGGCUCUGCUUUCUCCUAGGGCGGCUGAGUGUCAGAAAAGUCAAGCUCUCCCAGGCCAGGGUGUAUUUUGAGGAAGCCAUCCACAUUCUUCAGGGGGCAUUUGAGGACCUAUCCCUGGUUUCUGCUUUGUAUAUCAAUUUGGCUGCCAUCUACCUGAGGCAGAGGUUGAGGCAUAAAGGUCCAGCCCUGCUGGAAAAGGCUGGUGCCCUGCUGGCCUGCUUGCCUGACCGAGAAUUCAGUGCCAAGAAUGAACUUGACGUAGUGGCUUAUGUGCUGCGCCAGGGGAUUGUGGUGGGCAGCAGCCCCCUGGAGGCCAGGGCCUGCUUUCUGGCUGUCAGAUUGCUCCUAAGCCUAGGCCGGCAUGAGGAGGUCCUGCCCUUUGCUGAGCGCUUGCAACUCCUCUCUAGACACCCUCCUGCCUCCGAUGCUACAGCAACCAUCCUGAGUUUUCUGUAUGACAAGAAAUAUCUUCCAUGUCUUGCAGUGGCCUCGGUCCAGCAAUGUGGUACUCACAGUGCCCAUGGGAUGUCUCUUCUGAUUUGGCAGGUCUGCUUGGUCCUCCAGAACACCACCAAGCUCCUUGGCAUGUCCUCCCCAAGCUGGGGUGAAGUCUCUGCACUGGCUUGCCCGACUCUCAGGCAGGCGUUGGCUGCCUGUGAGGAGCAGAUUGACUGGAGCACUCAGAGGGCCCUGUGCCUCAUCCUGUCCAAAAUGUACCUCCAGUACAGGUCUCCUGAUGGUGCCAUCUACUACCUGAGCCAGGCCCUGGUGCUAGGGCAGCUACUGGGUGAACAGGAAGCCUUUGAGUCUUCCCUCUGUCUGGCAUGGGGCUAUCUCUUAGCAAGCCAGGCAAAGAAAGCUUUGGAGAUCCUAGAGCCACUGUUAUGCUCCCUGAAGGAGACAGAGAGUGUCACCCAGAGGGGAGUGGUCCAUAACCUCCUGGGACUUGCACUUCAAGAUCAAGGCCGGGUGAGCGGGGCAGCCAGGAGCUAUCUCCGGGCCUUGAACAGAGCUCAGGAGACAGGAGAUGUGCAUAACCAGGCUGUGACUAUGGCCAAUCUGGGCCACCUGACCCUUAAGGCUCAGCAGCCAGCCAAGGACUAUCUCCUGCAAGCAGUUCGGCUCUAUUCUGAACUCCAGGCCAGCAAGGACACAGAUAUGGAAUUGGUACAGGUGCUCCUCUGGCUGGCCCAAGUUCUGGUGUCUGGACGCCAGCUGACCCAGGGCCAGCUUUGUUAUGAAAUGGCACUGCUGUUUGGCUUAAGGCAUCGACACCUAAAGAGUCAGCUUCAGGUCACCAAAUUCCUCUGCCAUUUCUAUAGCUCUGUGUCCCCAAAUCCUGAGGCCUGCAUCACCUACCAUGAGCACUGGCUGGCCCUGGCCCAGCAACUCAGGGACCGGGAGAUGGAGGGGAGCUUGCUGGAGUCCCUUGGGCAGCUCUAUCGGAACCUCAAUACGGCCAGGUCCCUCAGGAGGUCUCUCACCUGCAUCAAAGAGAGCCUGCGCAUAUUCAUCGACCUGGGGGAGAGAGACAAGGCUGCAGCGGCCUGGCUGGGGGCAGGACGACUCCACUACCUCCUGCAGGAAGAUGAGCUGGUGGAGCUCUACUUCCAGGCAGCCAUCCAGACAGCCUUGAAGUCACAGGAGCCCUCCUUGGCGCUCAGACUCUAUGAAGAAGCAGGUGAUGUGUUCUUCAAUGGGACCCGCCACAGACACCGCGCGGUGGAGUAUUACCGCGCUGGGGCUGUUCCUCUAGCAAGGAGGAUGAAGGCACUCAGAACUGAGCUUCGGAUUUUCAACAAGCUGACAGAGCUGCAGAUCAGCCUCGAGGGCUAUGAGAAGGCUUUGGAAUUUGCCAUGCUCGCUGCCAGGCUGAGCAGAGUCACAGGAGAUCAGAAGCAGAAGCUGGUGGCCUUUCACCGCCUGGCUACGGUAUACUACUCACUGCAUAUGUACGAGAUGGCUGAGGACUGCUACCUGAAGACUCUUUCCCUUUGCUCGCCCUGGCUGCAGAGUCCCGAGGAGGCACUCUAUUAUGCUAAGGUGUAUUAUCGUCUUGGCCGACUCACCUUCUACCAGCUGAAGGAUGCUCAUGAUGCCACUGAGUACUUCUUGCUGGCCCUGGCAGCAGCGGUCCUGCUGGGUGACGAGGAGCUGCGGGACAUAAUUAGGAGGAGACUGGACAACAUCUGCCAGAGCCCCUUGUGGCACAGCAGUCCCUCGGGGUGCUCCUCAGAGAGGGCGCGGUGGCUGAGUAUUGGAGGCCUGGACCUCUGAGGAGAGCUAUCCCACCUCUGACCAUUUGCCAUGGCUGGAAGCUACCUCCCUGUCCCAGGCUCUCAGAUAUUGAGGGGUGGCUCUAUGUCCUCUCCUGGCCCAGGCUGCUUGUUUGCCAGGAGAAGAGCAAUGUCUAGAGGGAGCAGGUCUCGUCCUGGACCACAUAUGGAGCUGACAGUGGAGCCACAGUGGAUCGUCCUAGCUUCAGGCCUUAUCUCUGGAUUUGUCUUCAGGUACCUGUGGCCUUUCCACACAGGUGGCCUAUGAAAUGCACUUUCUCAACAUGCAGUUCUGGAGAAAAUGAGAAAACCUCACCCCUUCCCCUGGAAUCUUUCUUUCUUCCCCUAGUGAGGGAAUCAGGCACUAUGCUGAUGAAAGGCAGGCAGAUUAAAGUUUGUACCCUUCACCCAUUUUCUCAGGGACAGAUCCUGCUGCUUGUCAUGGGAAGAACCCAUGGUCUCUUUUCUCAAAACCAAAGGAGGUGCCAUUCCUUGUGCGCAUGAGGACUGACAGGUGAGAAUUCACCAUGUCUUAGCUAAAAAGACACAGGCUCAGGAUGGCCAGGUAGAGCACAAAGGGUAUGAGGCCGCUACUGACUGGGAUUCAUAUCUCCAUACUGCCCCUGGCUGUGCUCCCACAUGACCUUCCAGAAGCUCCGGUGAAGCUUGUCAAGGACCAAGGUUUGAAAUUGAGUAUUAAGCACAUUGUGACAUAAAUUACAUGUAAAGAGUGUUCAUCAUUACAUUUUGACCAUUGACAUUUUAUCUCCUUUAUCUUGGGGACAAAUGAGAUUGGAGUCUUGAAGUAUGGGCUAAAUACCAAGAUGUCUUAUUGGUGUCAGGGUAGCUCCUUACAAAGCACCUCUAUUAGUAAUCUAUCACUGCAUGACACAGGGAUGGCUUGAACAACAGUUAUGUAUUAUCUCAUAGUUUCUGUGGGGCAGGAAUCCAAGUAUGACUUAACUGAGUCCCCUGACUCAGGGUGGCUCUCGGGGCUGCAGUCAUGGCGAGUUUAGCUAUGGAAGGAUCUGCGGCCAGCAAGUCACAUACCUGUUGGCAGGAGUCAAUUCCUUGCUGGCUGUUGGCCAUCAUGUGGGCCUCUCCAUGGGAUAGUUCACAGCAUGGCAGCUCACUUCAUCACAGUGAGCAAGCCAGUAAAGCAAGAGGGAGAGAGGAACAGUCACUGUCUUUUCAUAACCUGAUGGUGAAGGUGACAUCCCUUUAGCUUUACCUAUUUUAUUAGAGGUAAGUGGUCAGAAGGGCCACCCUGCACAGAAGGGGGUUGGUGGUUACCAAGGGCAUGAACACCAGGAGACAAGGACUUACUGGGGUUCAUCCCUGGAGUUACCUACCAUUGCAUGAGUCUUUGGGGGAAUGGAAUCAGGAAUUCUCUAAGGCAGUGAAGUCAAGAAUGUGCCUCACUGAUCAGGAGCAACAAGCUGACCUGUGAGAUUGUUUGGAAUGCAAAUUCUUUGGCUCUACCUAAGAUCUCCAAAUCGGAAUCUCUGCACCCCAGAGCCCUAACUCUGGGAACUCCUUAGGUGAUUCUAAGCAGAGUUUGAGUAGCACAGCUCUGGAACAGGGUUUCUUGGGUAGGUUGCCCAAGAAUUGCCUUGGAAAACUUGUUGAACAUGAACUUUCUGGUUCCUACUGCUAAUAAUUCUGGUUCAGUAGUUCAAGAGUAUACCUCAGGAGCAUGCAUGUUUCAUGAAAUCCUUCACCCUUGCUCUGAAUAGUAUGCACAUAUAUGAAAUCAGGCUGUCAUUCUCUUCACCUGAUGCCCAUCAGCUUCGAUUUGACUGUCAGAUCAUCUGUCCUUCAUUUCUAGCUUUUUGGGCCCACCAGAUGUUGGUUGUGUGUGGGGUGGGAAAGGAAGGGUCCACUGAGUCACUGGUGCGUCUUCUAGUCACCAAGGUCAGCUACACAUCACUCGUCUCCUCUCUUAGGGUCCUUGUUGGCAAAUUCUCUCACUCUUGAAAGUAUUAUUUCCCAGGAGGAAAAUGAAAUGAUCUAACCCACUGCUAUGUAAAAUAGAUGCAGUUUUGUUCCCACCACAAGCUACAAAAUCCUGAAACUGGGAGGAAUGUUGUGACUGAUGCUAGCCAGUCUAAUCUCCCACGUAGCGUCCUUUCAGCAACAUUCCUUGGAGAUGGCCAGGGCACAUACAUUCCAGAACAGUUACACAUCUUAUAUUUGAAGAUUGCUUGGCCUGGAACCCGUGCCAUGAGCCGUGCCUCGACUCACUCGGGUUACAGAUUGUCUCCCUUUUCCCAGCUGCUGACCAUUGUCCUCUGGCCAGAUUUGACGCUGCUCCUCUGAAAGUGUGAUUCCCAGGGCUGCACCAAGUUGUUGACAUUGGCUGGUGGGUGACCAGUGCCAACAAAAGUCACUGUAAUGAAUGUAAUUUAAUGGUGGAUCUUUACUUUGUGUUAAGGUUUUUCUUCUCCUUGGCAUCCACAUCUUAACCUUGGCUCACAUUGAGCUUUGUAAUCACUUGAAACCUCUACAUCUUCUCACAUGAACUUUUUGUUUGGUCAGGUAUUUAUUAAUUGCUGCAAGUAUACAAACACAUGCACAUGCUCUCCCACAUACAUGGACAGACACACAUGAAGGGAAAUAUAACCAUUUUACAUUAUAUUGUAUUGGAAAUUUUGGUCAAAAUUUUCUAAGUCUGUGCAUUAUGAUUAAGCUGUAAAUAUGGUAAAUUUGUCCCCAAUUAGGUGAGGCAUAAAUGCCCAAGAUACUCCCAAAGACAAGGAUAAGACUAUUUUUUUUUUUUACAUGAGCAAAAGAAUUGUAUUAUACAACUGUAUUCAAUACAUCCUAUAUGUAAAUUGCUUGUUAAAAUAGUCUUUAAAAGUAUUUGAAAAUCUCUUUUAAAAAAAUGUGGGCUAACUAUUCUUUAUGGACUUAGGUUGAUGAUUUUUUUUUCUCAUGAUCCAUAUAGAGUGAAGUGAUGAUUGAACCGGUUCUCUAUUUAAGUAGGUUUUCUUAUCUAUACGUCAUAGCCAAAGCUGAAUUAGUUAUCUUGUAUAUUGUAAUCCUCCUUCCAAAAUAUUCAUGGGCUGCUUGACCCCCAGUUACUUGGGUCUAAUGUGAAUAAAGAAUGAGGACAGCUGAGUGUGGUGGCACACACCUGUAAGUCCAGCACUCUGGGAAGCCGAGGCUGGAGGAUCACAGUUGGAGUCCAGCCUGGGGAGCUGUCUCAAAAUUUUAAAAGUGGGACUGGGGACAGUGCCACAAACAAAACAAAACAAAACAAAAGCUUGAGAGCAGAGCUGCAACACUGGAAAAGCCUGUAACGCGUUUUCAGCAUUCAAGUGCAUAACUCCCUUACCUAAUAGAGUUAACAUUCUGAAAUCUAAAACUGCUUUUAUCUUCUUCUUAUUUGCUUUUCCAUUAGUUUGGGAUAUCUUUAUAUUUUGUAUAUGUUUGCUCAUGUAACUCAUUUGACAGAAUUUUAUUUGGGAAAGGAAGAUGCAGGGAGAAGCGUCAGGAUGGGGUUGGGGAGUGGAUUACCAGGGGAUGGGAAAGCUGGAUUUCGAUGUCAAAGUGCUGGGAGACUUUGGGGAUAUCAUUUAAGCUCUAUGCAGCUUAGAUCUCUGAUCUCUAAAAGAAAUUUACCAGUAGAUUCCUUUACUGUGUGUUAUUUUCACACUGCAUAACUAGCAUGAGAGAUGGUAUCUGGGGGAUGAAAUUGCAUCUUCUUGCACCCAACUUUUAUUCUAGUCUCUCUAUAGGUGAGUAAACUGAGAAACAGCUGCAUAGAUAGAGAGCGGCAAGCAGAGGAGUGCUCCAAGUCUCAUGACUUGGCCUUCAUAGCUGUACAGUGCAAGCGUGCAGGCCGGUACCUGCAUCCAUUUAUCACCAUUGCCCCACUCGAAGAGCCUUUUGCUGAAAUUUUAAAAAAUGAAUUUACUUCUUUUACUCAUAUAAAUUCAUUUUGUAAAGGACGACUGCUCCAUAUAUAAGUUAAAAUUGUACUGUUUCCCAUAAAUGGAAUUUCAUGAAUAACGGAAACAAAACAAGGCACUCAAUUCAAGCUAGGUCCUGUUGCUUAAUGCAAGCACACGACCUGGCCCUGAUCUGGUACUGUUUGAAAAGAAACAUUCACAAGUAGGAGGGGUACAGAAGUCAGGUGAGCACCAACCACUAUUUUUUUGAACAAUUGGAGAAAUGGAGAAAGCAGCAAAAAGGACAGGCCUCCUCACGAUGAGUCAUCUAGCUCAUACUCGGCACAUUCUCCCCACUCCAGGGAAGUGGGGACCCAUCCGGCUGAGUGGAAAGGGGCAAGUGAUAAAGUGCGAAAUACGAUUUGGGGUCAGAAGCCCCGUGAUGAGAGUCAAUUAUAGGGUGUUGGAGGCACUCAGAGGAGGGGCUUUAUCAGUCACAGGAGUAGGGGCAUCAGAGGACGCUUCCUGGAGAAGCAAUGGCUAAGCUGAGUCCAGAAUGGAAAUAUCGACUUAAUUCUAACGCAGGUCCGAAGGCUGGUGUUGGCAGAGACAGCACAUGUCAAGCAAAGGUCCAGAGAUGGGGGAAGGCUUGAUGAGUCUAUUGAGGUUGGAGCAGGGUCAGGGUGAAAGGCAGGGAAAGUGAGAGCAGAGGUUGGAGAGGGGGAUGGAGACUGACUGAAAAGGCCUGGACUUCACCAUGAGGUGAGGGUGAGCCAUAGGAGGAAGGUUGUAAGCAAUAGGGAGACAUGAUGGGAUUUAGAACGCUGAUUCUGGAAGCAACAUGAGAAUGGAUUACAGGGCAGCAGAAGGGGGGAUGGUCCUGGCUAUGGGAAUACACAUUGUAGAGUUUUUUUGAGCUUCAUCAGUUUCUCCACUAGUUUUUUUUUUUUUUUUUUUUUUUGAUGCAAGAUCCAGCCUAGGGUACCACAUUGAAUGAAAUUGUCACAUUUCCCCAGCUAGCUCAGGUCUGUGACAUUCUCGUGGUAUUUUCUUGUUUAGCAUGACCUUCAUAAUUUUGACCUGCCUUUCUUUUGAUAUUGAGAUAUAUAGACAAAGGGCAGGGGAGGAAGAAAUUCAAGGAAUUGGGCUCUGCACUUUUCCAGGUGGUAGCAAGCAUAUAGGUUUUUCUAUCAGACAUACCUGGGUUAGAAUCUUGUUCUGAAUAGCGGUGCAAUCUUCAGCAAAUAAAUUAACUUCUCUGAGCCAAGUGCUGUCGAAAUUAUGUCAGCACAUGUAAAAGUACCAAGUACACACAAUGCCUGAAUAUUUACAGAAGGUAAAUAUUAGAUGAUCUGAUAAAGAUUUUGUUUACCUUCUUUAUCUUGUGGACAAGGAAAUGGCUGAAGCAAAUCUAUCUUUGGGGGCAGUUUUUACCCAAGGAAGAAAGGACUCAAAACAAAUGAGGCUAUUUUUAAAGGGAGCUAGUAAAAUAGUUUAUGUUCUAAAAACAUGCCUACCAGGUCCCCACCUAUCAGCUUGUUUUAGUUAGCUUUAAACUUUUUUCACAGUAGCUUUUAUGUGGUAUUUUGUAAUUCAUCACAUUUUGUUAUUUUUUUUUGGCAUAAACAUUGAUGUUAAGAAAUGCAGCCAAUGAGGUAGCUGACGCUGGGGCUCUGGUCCUGCAUUCAGGGACAUUCGGGUCUGGAGCAGGUCCCACUGAGGGACCGGGGCAAAUUACUGUACCUCUUAGCCUCAUUGAUUUCUCCCCUGGAUUUUUAAGUAAGACAACAUGCAGGGUGACUGGGUAUGAGCACUCAUUUCAUGGUAGCAAUCACAGGGUCUGGGAUUCUCUCUCCAGUGGUAGUGUUAGUGUCCCCCUCAUGCCUGAAUUUUUCCUGGACUGUCUUCCCUGUUGGGCAGGACAGAAUGUUUUCCCAGUCAGUGUUUCAGAUCUCUAGAUAUUGGACAAAGCUGCUGGAAGUCCCAGCUCUGAGACCUCACAGUUGGUCCACAUUCCUGGGAGGGUGUCUCCUCCCCAGAGAAGCAGAGGCAGGUGCUGGCCUGCGGGUGAGAACUCUGCCCAGCAGCGAUGGCCAGGGUGGGAGUAACAAUAAGAUGUGAGGCUGAGACUUCACACGGCUGGCUCGGUUUAGUUUCUCAGGAGAGACAGACAGGCUAGGGGGAGGGAAUGACCUGUGCUUCCAAAGCUGUUUGAAAGCCAGUUCUCACUUCAGGGGCUGCCCGUCUCUAUCCAGGACAUCAAGGUAGAUCAAGGGCUGAGUCUCUUCCAGGUGAGUUUCCAGAUGAGCAGGUGUGGGCAGGAUGGCUGAGGUCAGUGGCACGCAUGACCUGUAGACAGGCUCAUCUGUUGUUGUCCCUUGCUGAGAAAUCAAGAGCUCCAGCAGGGGGCAGUAAUGUCUUUUUUAACUAGUACAUAAAGUACAUAUGUCAUAUAUUGCCAGCUAUGCAUCAGCCUACAACAGCAGCUUCAAACCUUUUUUCAAUAGUGACUCAGGGUGAGAAAGACAUUUUAUGUUGUAUUCCAGUACAUAUAUACAUAAAGAUACAUAUAUGUUUGACAAAUAUCAUCAAUUGCUUACAACAUAAAAUGUACUCUGAUCUAUUCAUUUUUGAAACUCUCUAUUCUAGUUUAAAAAUAUGCAGUCUGACUCACAAAAUGGAUUUCUCCUUCCCUAAUUUGAUGUUUGAAAAGUGUUGAACUAAAGGAAGGUCUCUGAAAAAGUGUGGGAAGGCUCUGCCUUUUUCUUCUUUAUCACCCAAUAGACUUUUUGAGGCCAGAGAAUAUGUACAUCUCAAAACAAAUAAUUUUUGACCUUGAGUGCAUGUUAUGCAUAAGGUCAUAUGCAAAAACUUUGUGAGAUGCUCUUGUGUAAUACAAUAAUGUUUGAGGCAGACAACAUCAUUUUUAGUUCCUUUGAGAUUUAUAGAAUGGAAGUGGCUUGUCCAAGUCCAGCUCAGUAAGUGGUCAAGCUGAGAUCUAAAUUCAUGUCUGCCUGGUGCUGGAAUCAGAGCCCAGAAUAAUUAUAUUGUAUAAAUAUAACAGGGACGCAUCUCUGAGAAAGAAGCUUGCAAUAUUGGGCUGAAAUCAAUAUACUUUUUCUAGAGGGUCAAAAUGACUCCAGAACAGAGCUGGGGAGAUCACAUUUUCCAGAUCUUGAAAAAAGGAAAUAUAGCUCACCACAGUCAGGAAACUUAGACUAGUUUCCUAAAUCAAAAAUGGGAGGAGGAACAGAAAUGUUAUAAUGGCAAAGUAGAGAGAGAAGAAAAUAAAUUGCAAAUUAGAUUUUAAGAGGAUUCCAGGUGAGGAGUAGGGUGAGUGAAGGGAAGUAGCAGGGACUCCAGAGCCAUUAGUAGGAGACUAUGGACACCUGAGCAAGGGAGGUGGCCAGGUGUGGCCCCGUGGGUCUCACCAGUCAUGGUACCUGCAGCUUGAGUGUGGCCCCAGAAAGAAGAGCACAGACACAAGAGAAUAACCUGCUUCUGGUGCCAUGGAAAUGGUGCUGGGGACAUGCUCUUCUCCAAAUGUGCCUUAUGAAAUAAACAGGCUGGGAGAAGCCCAGACACAUGUCAAGAUGCUCUAAUUCUUAAAUAGUGGGAGAAGCAGUUUUUCAUUCACUCAGCAUGUUUAGGAAUGUUGAAUGAUCUAUUUUCUUAACCUUCUAUUUUAUUUUGAUUUGAGAUUACAAAUUUUUACCAUCAUCCACCCAAGGAUUUUAAAAGUAAGUGCUCUCUUCUGUCCUUUAAUCUAAAUUAAUAAAUAUGACUCUUAAUUAAUUUGCCUUUCUUUCAUGGCUCAAAUAUUACAUGUGAAGAUGAAUUUUUGUUCUUGAACUUUCUUGCAAAUUGAGAACUUUUGAUGUUUGUGCAUCUGGGGAUCUUUGGACAUCUGCCUCACAGAGAUGUUCUUAGGAAUGCCUCUGGAUUUUCCCAAUAUUGUCCCAUCUGCUUUCCUCCUCAGGGGAGCAGCCACAGACCAGGCCACAAUAACAGCUGCAUGGUGAUUCUGGUAACCAAACAACUCAUUAUUCAUAAAGCAGAACAAAACUACUUCUCUUCAUAGAACAUGGGGAUUUGGGAUGCUAGUGGGUGGAGGGAAAGAUAGCCAAACCAAUAGUUGACUUGGAGGAUUUGCAUUUUGGGUUAUUUCAAAGUCCUAAGGAGUUACACAGAUUGACAUCCUGUCCAUCUUCCAAGCUCUGUGCCUAUUUCUCUUUCCAGUUGUAUAAUGUCUCUUUGUCAUUCUUUCUAUUCCCUAAUGUCCUUAGACUAGGUUUUGCUUUUUUUUGCAUGUACUUAUAGAUCCUCAUACUUUUCUUUGAGAGCACUUAUCAUAAUUUACAUUAUUGUUUCUGUCAUGUAGUUUUGUUUUUGGUUUCCACCUGUCCUGGAAGCUCCCUGAGAGCAGGGGUUUUGUUAAGUCAUUACUGCUGUGUUCCCAAAGCCUAGUCUGAGGGCUAACACAAAGGAGACUCUAUCAAAGAUUUGUGGUGUUUGAGAAUAAAAUAUGAAUGAACAAAACUUUAUAUUUAUGUUUUGAUCCAUUUUUAUCAUUUACAAGAGGGAGAAAGUAUUAAAAAGUCACGCAUCUGCUUAUUGUUCAUGAGUUAUUGGAAUAUUGGGUGAUAGGGUUAGUUACACACAUAGUAAGUGCUCAGUAAAAGUUUAUUGGAAAUGAUACACAGAAUCUUCAUUUGCUUAGAAUGAGUUGCUAUAGAUAUAGUCUGUUUCUAAUUUUCAAAUAGGUAGUAGAUAUGAAUAAGGAUAGUCAUGGUCUUUUACUAAGCCUAUACCAGGCAUUAUGCUAAGUAAUUCACCUACGGGGUAGGAUAUGAUCCUCCAACUGACCCUAUCAAGAAUAUAUCAUUAUUUCCCCAUUUUAUAUGAAGUAAUCAAAGUUCAAAGUGGUUAGAACAUGUAGAGAGAUUCAGAAUGAUCUGAAAAUCAAUGCUUUCAAUAGCUGUGUAAUUUUGGUUACACAUUUUCUCUUCAGCAUCUCGAAGAGAAAUAUUUCCCUAUGAAUAUAUGAUAGUUUUAUUUUGUCUUCAGGAAGAGGGAUGACCAGAAAGUCUAGUGGCAGGGAACUUGGUUUACAUAAGCAUCACUGCAACAAAUAGCCCAGGAAACCCCUUCAAUGGUGAAAUGUUCUACAGAACAAAGAGGAUCGGGGAACAAGUGACAUCUUUAGAGUAUUUGGGGGCCCUAAAUGGUCAGAGUAUUGUUUCAGAACUCCAAAUCUCCUUUUUGGGGAAUCAUAAAUUGAGAUUGUGAUGAGAUGCAGGAAAAAAAUGUCUGGUCUCUGCCUUUGAGUACCUGUCAGUCUGCUCAGAGGAGACAGGAUGCAUGUGUGGUGUGAGAAGAGCUAGAAGGAAAAGUCUGAGUUUAGGUCCUAUGAGACACAGGAGGCAGAGCUAUUUGUGCAUUCAUUUGUCCGUCUGCCCAUACAACUAUCCAUUCAUCUGUUCAUCAUGCAGCAAAUCAUCCAAUCAACCAACCAGCCAACCAACUAACCAGCCAACCAACCAACCAUCCAACCAACCCUCAACCUACCCACCCACCUAACCAAUCAACCAACAAAUUGGCAACACCUUUUAUGGGCUAGAUUCCCACUCGAGUAAGCAAGGUAAUGACAGUCCCUGAUUGCGGAAGACCAGUUGGGAAGAAUGAGGCCUAAUUGGCCUCCUUGGUGAGCACUGAGAAGAAAGAGGGCAUGCAGCAAGCAUGCUAACACACUGCAGGGGAAUGUAAAAACACCUACAGUUAAGUAUUUUACCUGGAGAAAUACCAUGGAGGGCGGGAGACGGAUGAAUCCUAUGGAACGCCAAUUGCUCAUGCCCAUGUCUGAGUGAAUAAAGCCAAGGUGCAUCAGUCGUUUGGGACUCUAAGUCAAAGCGAGACAUGAGGCUCUUGGCCCCCCCCAGAUUUUAACUUGUUUCUGUGUCUCUUUAUUUUUUAUCCUUGUCACCCACUGGUCAGGUUUGAGCUUGUAGGCUGGUUCCUACAACUGACCACAUGGAACCUCUGAGUUCCUAGGAAGACCAGGGUCCUCUGAUGAACUUCAUCAUUCUCACCCCAACAGCUUACAGCCUACCCAGCCUAGACACUGUUGCACUCUUGUUGCAUCACUGACUUCUCUGAACAUCUUUCCCAAGAAUUAAUUAGUCCAAUGAAUUAAUUAGUGUAAUUAAUUGGAUAUUGUUCAUAUAUCACAUAUGAAGAAACAAGCUUAAAAAUUUUAAACAGGACAUGAACUUUUACUCCAAGUCUUACAGGUGGAAAAUGGUAGAGUCAGGAUACUAAUCCCAGCCUCAUCUAUAUUGCAAUAUCAUCUAUAUCAGCUGGACUUUUGCUAAAUUUCAUUGAAUUUCAGCUAGAUAAGCCUUGUUCAUUGAGCAUGUUGGCCAGAUGGAUGAUAGUCCCAUUGAUCAACUCCACUGCUUGUCAAAUGUGACCUCAGACAAGUGUUUAAGGACUUGGUGCCUCACAUUCACCAUUGGUAAACAGGGGUGAUAAUAGAACUUACGGAAUUUUUGCCAGGGUCAAAUGAUUUAACAUACAUGAAAUGCAUGGUGCAUGUUACAUAAGUGUUGGCUGUUGUUGUUGUUGUAUUGGCAGACAUUUCAGAAGAAUCUUGUUUUGGGGAAAGAAGAUAAUUCAGCUUGGAAUAUGUAGACAAAAUACUUAAGAUUUGAGUUCAACUGAAUGUAAUGAACAAGUGUAGUGUUCAUAUUGUCCAUUUGAUUAUGUGUCAUGAGGUCAGAGAUUGUCUGUCUGGAUCACUGCUGUACCCAUAGCACUAGAGCAAUGCCUAACCCAUGGAAGGUGCUCACUAUUAAUUAUUGGGUAAAAGAAUGCAUGAAUAAAUAAAUGAAGGGACUGAAGCA
This is a messenger RNA of Heterocephalus glaber (naked mole-rat), 14661 nucleotides long. It is a transcript of the gene Sh3tc2, whose product is annotated as SH3 domain and tetratricopeptide repeats 2. Gene Ontology annotation, biological process: regulation of intracellular protein transport; regulation of ERBB signaling pathway. Gene Ontology annotation, molecular function: protein binding. Lineage: Eukaryota; Metazoa; Chordata; Mammalia; Rodentia; Bathyergidae. The record is from RefSeq and is a predicted model, not a curated record.